Molecule: messenger RNA, 1059 nt
Organism: Lathyrus oleraceus (garden pea)
Lineage: Eukaryota; Viridiplantae; Streptophyta; Magnoliopsida; Fabales; Fabaceae
Exons: 3
Coding region: 1-1059 (352 amino acids)
Source: RefSeq, a predicted model, not a curated record
AUGGAUUUUGGAAGGAAAAAGACUCAAAAGUACACUUUCAAGAGUCCUAAGUUAGAAGACCUAAGGAGAUUGGGAUCUUUGGUUGUUGACACAGAGGCUUUCAACAAAAGAUAUGGAUAUUUGCUCUCAAUUUUGAAGAUCAACAUGGAAGAUGGACUUCUUCAUACUUUGAUUCAGUUUUAUGAUCCCGUUCAAGCUCCAUUUUAUGGUUUGGAGGAAGAUCCCAAAGAUCAAGACAUUACAAAGGUUAUUCACUUGAAAAUGUCAGAGAUCAGGGAUCACAUGACCACAAAAGGAAAAAUGCUUGGUUUGACAGCUAAGUUUCUAAUGAACAAAGCUCAUUUUAAUGACUUUGUUGCCAUGGAUGCCAUCAAGAUCUUCUUAAUAAGAAAUCCAGUUCCUACUUUGCUUGCCGAUGCCUAUCAUUCUGUUCAUAUGAAGAAUUCUUAUGGCGGAGGAAUAAUUACAUGUUGCAUGCCUAUGCUGUACAAGUGGUUUAUUUCUCACUUACCUAGGUCUCAUGCUUUUUGGGAUCUUAAGGUUGGUCUUUUGUGGUCACAGAAGAUUAUUUCGCUCACACAUUCAGAUAUUGUUUGGUAUAGUCGUGACUAUGAUGGAGUUAGUAUCAUUGAUAGUUGUGUAGGAUUUUCUAAUGUACCUCUUCUUGGUACAAAAGGAGGCAUCGGUUACAACCCAAUCCUAGCUCGUCGUCAACUCGGUUAUCCAAUGAGAGAUAAGCCAAAGAAUAUUCACUUGAAGGGUUUGUUCUGUAAGGAAUAUGAAGAUUACAAAGCGCUCAAAGAGAAGAUUGUGCACACUUGGUGCCAUGUUCAUAAGCUAGAAAAGAAAGUUUUAGGGAAGACAAAUUAUGUCUCUUUAGAACCUUUCCUUAAAUGGGUGCAAGAUAGGGCCAUCAACUUGAAAAUGCCUUAUCCUCGCCAAGAGCCUUUACUUUUAGCUGACAAAGAACCUACCUAUAUCUUCAUGACUGAUGCUGAGAAGUUGAAUAUUUCUUUGACCAAAGCGCAGCGAGAAAGGGACGCUUGGAAGAACAAGUAG